ACUUAUUUUCUAGUCGUGUCCAUUCGAUUUUAUUAAUAAAAAAGGAGAAUAAAGCAUGCUCCUAGGUUCAUUUUAAGUAUCUAAUAAAGUUUGUCAUUGAACAUAGCAAUAAGCAAUGAUAUUUUAUUAGUUGUCUUGCGUGAUCACAAUGUCAUGGUCGUGCACGGUGAUUCAGCUAUGCAAUAACUCUCGCAACUUAUAUAAUGUGAUAGAUUCCUCAUACCGCUCGAGCAGAUGACGAUGGCGAUGUUCAAGAGUCAGUCUAUUUUAGUUUCCGCCAUAAAGCAGCACUGGAAACAUUGUAGUCAAUGCGUGAGGUUGUCGACGGAGGCUCAAACGCAAACUGCUAGCGGAGAAGGGCCCUUGAGCUUGUACGAGGCUCGAGUCGCCAGCGGCUCACUGAGUAAAGAUGAACACCAGGAAACCGUGGUGCGACACUUAGAGCAACUCCAUCAAGAUGUUACCUCCUACCAACGGCCUGCGCUACAAACGCAAACAUCGCUGUUCAAUUUCUUCAAAAAGAAGGAACCGAACAAAAUAAUCGCACCUCAAGGCCUGUACAUAUAUGGGAGUGUGGGCGGAGGCAAGACCAUGCUCAUGGAUCUGUUCUAUGAAACUGUGCCUAUAGAAUCCAAGCUCCGUGUUCACUUCAACUCGUUCAUGCUGAAUGUGCACGCUCGCAUCCACGAACUGAAGAUCAAGUCGGGGCGCGGCGCCAGCGCGUUCCGUGACGGCUCCCACUAUGACCCCAUCCCGCCACUCGCCGCUGAUAUUACUCAGGAGUCCUGGCUGAUAUGCUUCGAUGAGUUCCAGGUUACCGAUAUAGGUGACGCCAUGAUACUGAAGCGUCUCUUCACGCAACUAUUUGACAACGGUUGCGUCGUCGUGGCGACUAGUAAUCGUCGCCCCGACGACCUGUAUAAGAACGGGCUGCAGCGAAGCAACUUCCUGCCGUUCAUUCCGGUGCUUAAGGCGCAUUGCCAAGUGUUACAGCUGGAUUCUGGAAUCGACUAUAGGCUGAGAGGCUCUGGAUCGAAGUAUAGCAAAUAUUUUCUAAAUAGCGAACUGACGUCUGAAAGCAACGCUGUAGACAAUUUAUUCAAAUUUCUGAUAUCCAAGGAAACCGACACCGUCAGGCCGAGAGUGAUCAACAUUAUGGGAAGGAACGUGAAGUUCGCCAAGUCUUGCGGUGGCGUGCUGGACUCUACGUUUGAAGAGCUUUGUGAUAGGCCAAUAGGCGCGAGCGACUACCUGGUGCUGUCGAAGACCUUCCACACGGUGUUCGUGCGGCAGCUACCCCAGCUGUCGCUGGCGCGGCACCGCUCGCAGCUGCGCCGGUUCAUCACGCUCAUAGACACGCUCUAUGACAAUAGGGUCAGGGUUGUGAUCGCGGCGGACGUGGAGCCGGCAGAGCUGAUCGCGCGUGAGGUGUCGUCUGUGGAGGAGCUCGGCGACGCAGACCGCGCGCUCAUGGACGAUUUGAAGAUUUCCAAGGACUCGGAGGACGCUCGGGCGGCCAUCUUUACGGGCGAGGAGGAGAUGUUCGCGGUAGACCGCUGCCUGUCGCGCCUCAUGGAGAUGCAGACCCACGAGUACUGGGACAAGUGGGGCUCCCACCUCGGCUAGUGGG
Messenger RNA from Cydia amplana, 1630 nucleotides. Its product is annotated as putative ATPase N2B. The coding region runs from base 235 to 1626 and encodes 463 amino acids. Gene Ontology annotation, molecular function: ATP hydrolysis activity; ATP binding. Gene Ontology annotation, cellular component: mitochondrion; cytoplasm. The record is from RefSeq and is a predicted model, not a curated record. The transcript has 7 exons. NCBI's taxonomy places the organism in Eukaryota, Metazoa, Arthropoda, Insecta, Lepidoptera, Tortricidae.